CUUAGUUUGCGUGCGUGUUUGCGUGCAGCGGAGGUGGCGGCGCGGGCCGGUCGGACCUCGGAGCUGCUGCUCUUGGUGCUCCUGUAGCCGCCGUCCCUGUCUGGCUGGUUUAGACUGCCGAGCGGACGAGACGCUGGCCACAGCACCUUAGCAUCGGACGCAGCUCUGCGCGGGCUCUGCGGGAGGGUGGGCGAACGCGUGUCUGAGGGUGCCGCGCGGGCGGGCGGGCGCGGGUGAGGGAAAGAGGCGGGGGCGGCGGGUCAGCCGCGGGCCGGGCCGGCCGGGGGAUGUCGAUGCCUGACGCGAUGCCGCUGCCCGGGGUCGGGGAGGAGCUGAAGCAGGCCAAGGAGAUUGAGGACGCUGAGAAGUACUCCUUCAUGGCCACCGUCACCAAGGCGCCCAAGAAGCAGAUCCAGUUUGCUGAUGACAUGCAGGAGUUCACCAAAUUCCCCACCAAGACAGGCCGCCGAUCUUUGUCUCGCUCCAUCUCCCAGUCUUCCACGGACAGCUACAGUUCAGCUGCGUCCUACACAGAUAGCUCUGAUGAUGAGGUUUCCCCCCGAGAGAAACAGCAGACCAACUCCAAGGGCAGCAGCAAUUUCUGUGUGAAGAACAUCAAGCAGGCAGAAUUUGGACGCCGGGAGAUUGAGAUUGCAGAGCAAGACAUGUCUGCUCUGAUUUCACUCAGGAAACGUGCUCAGGGGGAGAAGCCCUUGGCUGGUGCUAAAAUAGUGGGCUGUACACACAUCACAGCCCAGACAGCGGUGUUGAUUGAGACACUCUGUGCCCUGGGGGCUCAGUGCCGCUGGUCUGCUUGCAACAUCUAUUCCACUCAGAACGAAGUGGCUGCGGCCCUGGCCGAGGCUGGAGUUGCCGUGUUUGCCUGGAAGGGCGAGUCAGAAGAUGACUUCUGGUGGUGUAUUGACCGCUGUGUGAACAUGGAUGGUUGGCAAGCUAACAUGAUCCUGGAUGAUGGGGGAGACUUAACCCACUGGGUUUAUAAGAAGUAUCCAAACGUGUUUAAGAAGAUCCGAGGCAUUGUGGAAGAGAGCGUGACUGGUGUUCACAGGCUGUAUCAGCUCUCCAAAGCUGGGAAGCUCUGUGUUCCGGCCAUGAAUGUCAAUGACUCUGUUACCAAACAGAAGUUUGAUAACUUGUACUGCUGCCGAGAGUCCAUUCUGGAUGGCCUGAAGAGGACCACAGAUGUGAUGUUUGGUGGGAAACAAGUGGUGGUGUGUGGCUAUGGUGAGGUGGGAAAGGGCUGCUGUGCUGCUCUCAAGGCCCUUGGAGCAAUUGUCUACAUCACAGAAAUCGACCCCAUCUGUGCUCUGCAGGCCUGCAUGGAUGGUUUCAGGGUGGUAAAGCUAAAUGAAGUCAUCCGGCAAGUUGAUGUCGUAAUAACUUGCACGGGAAAUAAGAAUGUAGUGACACGGGAGCAUUUGGACCGCAUGAAAAACAGCUGUAUCGUAUGCAAUAUGGGGCACUCCAACACAGAAAUUGAUGUGACCAGCCUGCGCACUCCAGAGCUGACAUGGGAGCGCGUGCGCUCUCAGGUGGACCAUGUCAUCUGGCCAGAUGGCAAACGCGUUGUCCUCCUGGCAGAGGGUCGUCUUCUCAACCUGAGCUGCUCCACAGUUCCCACCUUUGUUCUGUCCAUCACAGCUACAACACAGGCUUUGGCACUGAUAGAGCUGUAUAAUGCACCUGAGGGACGAUACAAACAAGAUGUAUACCUGCUUCCUAAGAAAAUGGAUGAGUACGUUGCCAGCUUGCACCUGCCAUCAUUUGAUGCCCACCUGACAGAGCUGACAGAUGACCAAGCAAAAUAUCUGGGACUCAACAAAAAUGGGCCAUUCAAACCCAAUUAUUACAGAUACUAAUGGACCAUAUUACCAAGGACCAGUCCACGUGUACCACACAACUCUAAAAGAAAUAUUUUUUAAGAUAACGUUUAUUUUCUUCUUAUUCCUUUCCUGUUGAUUUUUUUUUUUUCUGUAAUUUCAUUUUCGUUUUCUUCAUCUCAUUGUCCAAGUUCUGCAGACCACACAGGAACUUGCUUCAUGGCUCUUUAGAUGAAACUGAGGUUCAAGGUUCCUCACCCUAGUCACUAAAGAAGGAUUUUACUCUCCCAGCCCAGAAAGGUGAUUCUUUCUUUCCCAUUUCUGGGGACUUUAGUCUUAAUUGGGUACCUUAUUAACAGGAAAUGCUAAGGUACCUUCUUUGUUGAACAAUCUGCAAUGUCUAAAUUGCCUUAAAAGAGCCCAUUUCUUAGCUGCUGAAAUCAGUGCUCUUUCACUUUGUCAGAGGAGCAGGGUUGACACCCACUAGCCAGGUAGGUUAGAUGUUAGGUGGCGCAUGCUCAUUUCUCCAGGUGUUCCAAGCCCUGUUUCCUGUGUGCAGGCGGUGUGUCUGGUUCAGAGAUGUGUACUGUUACGAUCCAGUUGGUCCACUUGGAUUUAGUACAACCCUUCCUCCACUCCCACCAGACCUUCUCAUUUUUUCAAGUUUUUAACCAGACUGCACUCUAUUAAGUUUAAUUUUGUCCCCUGGCAUUGAUUUCGUUGUACAAAAAAAAAAGAGAGAGAGAGAGAGAAAGAAAAAAAAAAAGGUAAGAUAAAUGUUGAGUGUUAACUCUGAGGAACUGCUUGGGUGAUUAGUCAUUCCCAGUUUCUCUUUUGAACCUUUGGAGCUGAGAGUGCAGAGUUGAGUCUGGAGAAAAGCUGGCCUCAAACUCUGAUAAGUCCCUCUGUUUCUAGCCCUUAGUUUAUAGCUUCAAUGAACUGGGGCCAUAAAGGCAAAUUCUGUCAGCUCUGCCCCAUACAGCUUGUGCUGAAGGCAAAUUUCUUGAGCCAUUACUCAGUCUAAAACACUGAGCUCUAUCUUUAGGAUUUAUCCUUUAAGAGCAAAUUUCUGGUCAGCUGUGCUUCUGCAACCUAAAAUAUUUAAAGGGAGGUAGAUGUGGAUGGGAGGGAAAGGAUAAAUUGGGCCAGAGUGAGGGAAAUGUAGUUCCAUAUAACUGGUCUGGGACUUUAGGCCCCUUGUAUAACGUUAGUUUUACAGAAGUGGUACCUCUUUUAAUUGACACGUCACAAAAAGUUUAUGAACCAAGAUCUUAAGGGGCAAAGAAUGUAAUCAGUGCGUCCUGGCUCACGCUCGGAAAGAAUCCCUAGAAAGGCCCUCAAAGAUUGGAGAGGUAUGUAUUCCCAUGCCAUGCACCCUGCUUACCAGCAUUUCUGCAUGGUCCGAUGAGCUUUAUGCUCACGAGCUUUAAGUAUAUAAUUAUCCAGGAUUCUAAAUCUUCAACUUGUUCUAGAUGGUGAUCCUUCAAAGUUGGGUCAGGCAUUAGUGCUAGGUACUAACAAUGUUCAUUUCUCUGUUGCCGUUGAUCAGAGAGACAGACAUAAAAACAUAAGAAAGGAAAGCUUUUACUCUGCGGCCUUCUAGCAGAGUCUUGCCAAAACAUUUUUCCUUUUCCUCUCCCGGUUCUCCCCUCCCCUGCCCCUUCCCACUUCUUUUCAGUGUGACCAUGCUUUCUUCUCUGUAGAUGCUAAGGGUUCAAGCCCUUUUUCCCAGGGCAUUGAACCAGCCAAUCAGAAUACCCCAUCCUGGAGGGGCAGUAACCUGGCCAACAGUGGUAUCCAUGACAUCAGCUCUGCUGGAGGCAGGGGGCUCAGGUCCUGCUGCCCUCUGGCCUGCCCCCUGCUCCCAAUCUAUUACUGUGUCCAUAGGAAUAAUAGGUAAGGGCUCCAUCUCUGUCAAGCCAUGUAACAAAGGGCAGUGUGGGAAAAUGUCUGGCAUCAGAGGGAGCGUGUGGAGAGCAACUCGGGAAGAACAAGUUUAUUUUGUAUUGAAUGAUUUUUAAUGAAUGCAAUAUUAAUCCUUGCAGAUGAGCAAUAAUCAUUAAAGUCAAUUAAAAUGAUAAGACCUUA
Molecule: messenger RNA, 3929 nt
Organism: Mustela erminea (ermine)
Lineage: Eukaryota; Metazoa; Chordata; Mammalia; Carnivora; Mustelidae
Gene: AHCYL1
Product: adenosylhomocysteinase like 1
Exons: 17
Coding region: 288-1880 (530 amino acids)
Biological process (GO): L-methionine cycle
Cellular component (GO): cytosol
Source: RefSeq, a predicted model, not a curated record